This is a messenger RNA of Lottia gigantea (owl limpet), 714 nucleotides long. RefSeq lists its product as hypothetical. Gene Ontology annotation, biological process: cytochrome c-heme linkage. Gene Ontology annotation, cellular component: mitochondrion. Gene Ontology annotation, molecular function: holocytochrome-c synthase activity. The transcript is spliced from 5 exons. The record is from RefSeq and is a predicted model, not a curated record. The coding region runs from base 1 to 714 and encodes 237 amino acids. Lineage: Eukaryota; Metazoa; Mollusca; Gastropoda; Lottiidae.
AUGAGUCAGGGUGAAACUGGUGCUUGCCCUGUUAAACAUGGUGGUGGUGAUGACAUCGAUCCAACAAAUAUGAUGCCGCCACCAAAUCAGAGACCCUCAGAAGGACAACCAUUUCCAUUACCAACUGGUCGGGUAAAAUCUACUAUUCCAAAAGCGGGUACUGAAAAUGAAACCUGGCAAUAUCCUUCUCAACAGAUGUUUUGGAAUGCCAUGUUGCGCAAAGGUUGGAAGUGGAAGGAUUCAGAAAUGGGACCUACUGAUAUGGAUAAUAUAAUAAAUAUACACAAUGCUAAUAAUGAACAAGCCUGGAAGGAAGUGCUAAAAUGGGAAGCUAUGCAUGCAUGUGAAUGUUCUACACCAAAAUUGAAGAAGUUCGGAGGCAAAGCUACACAAUAUUCACCAAGAGCCAGAAUACGUCAUUGGUUAGGAUAUGAAUUACCAUUUGACAGACAUGAUUGGAUUGUAGAUAGAUGUGGCAGGGAUGUGAGAUAUAUAAUAGACUAUUACGAUGGUGGUUCUGUUGAUCCUAAAUCUCAUGAAUUUACUCUUCUAGAUGUCAGACCGGCUUUCGACUCUUUCACAGCUUUUAAAGAUCGAAUGAAAGUGAACUAUAUGAGAUGGACUAUAAAAGAUGAUAAGAUUGUUGGUGGAACUGCAGUGGAUCAUAGUAAACCAAGUGUUGUUGAUAAUAGUAAACCAAGUGUGGCCUCGUAA